Etheostoma spectabile (orangethroat darter) is the source of this 2380-nucleotide messenger RNA. It is a transcript of the gene rasl10a, whose product is annotated as RAS-like, family 10, member A. The transcript has 3 exons. Bases 830 to 1441 code for a protein of 203 amino acids. Gene Ontology annotation, molecular function: GTPase activity; GTP binding. NCBI's taxonomy places the organism in Eukaryota, Metazoa, Chordata, Actinopteri, Perciformes, Percidae. The record is from RefSeq and is a predicted model, not a curated record.
ACACACACACACACCACACACACACACACACACACACACACACACACACACACACACACACGGUGCUCGUAAAUAGGCUCCAGAUGCCUUUACAGAAAACGUUCGUGUGCACGCUGUGUGGAUUGCAUUUUCUCUUUUGAAUCACGCAGAUGUGAAUCCAUCAUCCUGUCAUCGACAAAACAACACGAUUAUGGCGUUGUGUGCAAUUUCAGAACACGUGGGAAGCGUUUAGGCUGGCGGCUGUGCGCCCGUCCUCCCCUGUGAUAGAGAAGCGCGCGGUGGUGCAUCGGUGAAAUGAGUGAGAGGUGCAGAGGAGACAAUCAAUGAAGACCGCAAGGGCUCCUGUGCGUUUUGGGCAAGGUCAGAGUCCAGCCUGCAGGAGAUUAUGCUCUGCCCGUGCGGGAACAACAAGGAAUGACUUUUACGCUUCCUCACGAGGGAAGAGGUCGCCUGGGGAUGUCCCCUAAAAUACCAAGAGGUUUAUUCUCUGUGUUGGAUUGAAGAGGCGACGAUCUGCAUAAUCAUGGUUGAGCUUUGUUUUUGACAACCUUCAGGCUGCAUGGCUUUUUUCUUUUCUCACUCAGCCCGGAGAUAAAGUUUCUUCACUCGGCUCGACUGCUGGGGGGCAUAUUCGGCCACCGAUUCGUUUAAUUGCACCCAGUUAAUGUGAUUUAGAGGCUGCUGGUUAACAAAAAAAAAAGGGGGUGGGUGCAGCGGUGGAUUAAAUUCCAUCAGAGCAGCAUCAAAACAGCGGCGGCCAACUGUGUUUCUGGACGGUCACAUCUGCUGUUCUCGUCGCUGUCCAUGGUGCUGAACUUGUGCUCCAGGAAUGGUGGAGACGCUGAGUAUCGCAGUCAUCGGUGCUCCCGGAGUGGGGAAAACUUCUAUAAUCCGCCAGUUCAUCUAUAACGAUUUCUCGGAGGUGUACACACCGACCAGGACCAGAUAUGUGUACAGACCCUCCGUCAUCCUCAACGGGAACAUGUAUGACCUGAAGAUCUUGGACGUCCCGCCAAUCUCCUCCUUUCCAUCCAGCUCCAGUCAGGAGUGGCUGGAUUUGCGCUGCAGAGGUGUGCGCAAUGCCAACGCCUACAUCCUGGUGUACGACAUCUGCUGCGUGGAGAGCUUUGAAUACGUCAAGAUGAUCAGACAGCAGAUUGUGGAGCACAGGGAAGGCAGCAGUAGCGAGGUGCCGAUCCUGGUGGUGGGCAACAAGAGAGAUCUGCAGCGGCAGCGCUUCAUGCCUCGCAGGGCGGUGUCAGUCCUGGUCAAGAAGACCUGGAAGUGUGGUUAUGUGGAGUGCUCUGCCAAGUUUAACUGGCACAUAAUCCUGCUCUUCAAAGAGCUGCUGGGCAUCGCCGUGGCACGAGGCAUGCGCCAGAACCACACAUCCAUCCGUCUGCAGGGGGCGCUACAGAGGAAUCGCUGCAACAUCAUGUGACCCAGAGAGCUCCCGCCACCCUCUCACCUCAGGAGUGGAGCGGCAGUGGAGAAAAAAGGACUUCUGAUCUAAAUGGCUGGAAAAAUACCCUGUGGCCUGCUGCUUUACUGAGAUGAUAGGUUUAUUAGUCUUGCGCUGUAAAAGACACUCAAAUUUCACACGUGACCAUCCGACCACUUCCUAGUCAGAUCCAAAAGCCAAAUGUGUUAAUGCAAGGAAGGAGGUAGGAGAAAGAGCAAGUGAUAACCAACAUGACUAGCAUAGCACAGUUAUUUUUUCUCUCAUCAACUAGACACUGACUCAUUUGAGGCUUUGCUUCCCAAAUUACCCAAGCGCAGGUCUCUUUGAGGGUUGUCUUGUGGCUGUAGCUGGACAUGACAGGGUGGGAGCUAUGUUAGUGAGACUCAAAAUGGAGAGGCAGCAAUAUCAUGGAGCCUUCUUUUUGAAUUUGUCAUAUUCAGUAAGGUCAAGAGCAGACGGUCAUAUCUGAUACAUUUGGAUUUGUUUGAGGGUUAAUAGUCAACAAGAUACAAUAACACAGAGCAAAGUAAUAGCUAAUGCUUUACUUCUGGGUUUAUUUUCUUGAAGUAGAUAUUAGAUCAUCUUUUAUUUUAGAUUCUGAAAAGUAGCCUGCAUUUCUUUUUUCCCGUUUCAACCUUGGCUUACAGUGAUGAGAUUUUUGUUCAGGCAAAGGAGGUUUUAAGGUUGUCUAGCAGCAGACAAUGCUGCAGUCCUAAUCAUGAUGUAUUGUGUGUCUUUCAUCUGCUCCCUCCUUUCAUUCAGUGUGUUUCUGAUGAAUAGUUAAAUCCAGGAAACAGGGGACCUGCAGGAGGCUGCAGAGCCUGAAACAAGAACCUGUAUGGUUGUUGUCAUGUGGAUGUUUAUAUAUAUAUAUAUAUGUGUGUGUGUGUGUGUGUGUGUGUGUGUGUGUGUGUGUGU